UUUCCUCCCGCCGCCGGAAGUCCCGCCCUUGCUACCAGCCUAAGGCCCCGCCCCGGGAAGCUGUGGCUGGGGCGCCAAGGACCCAGGAGACCAUGAGUACCUCCAGGCUCUACACCCUGGUGCUGGUGCUGCAGCCUCAGCGAGUUCUCCUGGGCAUGAAGAAGAGGGGCUUUGGUGCUGGCCGCUGGAAUGGCUUCGGGGGCAAAGUGCAGGAAGGAGAGACCAUUGAGGAUGGGGCUAAGAGGGAGCUGGAAGAAGAGAGUGGUCUGACCGUGGAUGCCCUGCACAAGGUGGGCCACAUCUCAUUUGAGUUUGUGGGGUCCCCUGAGCUGAUGGACGUGCAUGUCUUUUCUGCUGACCACGUACAUGGGACACCCACGGAGAGUGACGAAAUGCGCCCUCAGUGGUUCCAACUGGACCAGAUCCCCUUUGCUGACAUGUGGCCCGAUGACAGCUACUGGUUCCCACUUCUGCUUCAGAAGAAGAAGUUCUGUGGGUACUUCAAGUUCCAGGAUCACGACACCAUCCUCAACUACUCGCUGCGUGAGGUGGAUGAAUUCUAACACAGGGGUCUGGCCAGUUCUGGCCACACUCAGGUGGCUGCACAGCCACAAGCUGUCAGUCCAAGGGCACCACAAAGAGGGACUGGGAUUUUCUGUUUGCAAAGUGUUGAGGUUGGGAUGUGAAAUGCGUGAAUACUUCAUCUUCACCUACUGGCCUUGUUUUGGAAGGUUGUGGCACCUUUAGGAAGCAGAGCUCUGAUGGGGAAACUGAGUCACUGGGGGUCAGAGGGAUGUGGGAUGGGCCUUAAGGUUUAUAAAGUAUUAUUUAAGAUGUGUUAAAUUUGUUUAUGCUAUGGAACAUUUGUUUUAAUGAUGCAAAGAUGUGUUGCAUUCUUUUA
Molecule: messenger RNA, 901 nt
Organism: Peromyscus leucopus (white-footed mouse)
Lineage: Eukaryota; Metazoa; Chordata; Mammalia; Rodentia; Cricetidae
Gene: Nudt1
Product: nudix hydrolase 1
Exons: 4
Coding region: 93-563 (156 amino acids)
Biological process (GO): DNA protection
Molecular function (GO): 8-oxo-7,8-dihydroguanosine triphosphate pyrophosphatase activity
Source: RefSeq, a predicted model, not a curated record